Astyanax mexicanus (Mexican tetra) is the source of this 2691-nucleotide messenger RNA. RefSeq names its product small ArfGAP2 (gene smap2). Gene Ontology annotation, molecular function: GTPase activator activity. The record is from RefSeq and is a predicted model, not a curated record. The transcript has 11 exons. Gene Ontology annotation, biological process: regulation of clathrin-dependent endocytosis. Lineage: Eukaryota; Metazoa; Chordata; Actinopteri; Characiformes; Acestrorhamphidae. Bases 565 to 1824 code for a protein of 419 amino acids.
CAGAUUAAUUCGUGAUCGGAGUGAAGCAGAGAGGGCUGAGGGUGGAGUUUGAGGGGCUAUGCGGCUGUGGGCGGCAGCGGAAACAGGAAGACGGCGGCGGCACCAUCGGCGGUGCUGCUGGUGAGAGAGGGAGCCGCUGUGGCGCGGUUUUAAUGCGGCGGUGAGGAGUAGUUAAUAGCGUUACGGAGAACAGCGAGGAGAUAAAAGCUACCAGUUUAACGGAGAACGAUGCCGUCUUCAUGUUCACAGCGUCGCCUGUUUAUUGAGCAGCUGGUCUGUUGAUGCGGAGCGGGUGGGUAUAGCUGGGUUAGGGUAACUUAACGGUCUCCUCUCGCUAGUCGCUCGCAGCUAAUUUGGACAUCUCCCAGCCGACACGGUCAGCUGUGUUUAAACUGCGAUUCUGCUGCCGGGAAACCGGGAUUUCUUUCUCCCCGUUCUUCUCCGUGUCUCUCCGCACACUCUCACACACGUUUAAAAAGAUCUGCGGGGACGUCUGAUAACACACACACAGGCGAAUUUUCCCGGGAUUAGAGGAUAGGAGAGGUGAACUCCGCUGGCUGGAGAAUGACAGGCAAAUCUGUGAAAGAUGUUGACCGCUAUCAGGCUGUCCUCACCUCCCUGCUCGCCCUGGAGGAGAACAAGUUCUGUGCCGACUGCCGAGCUAAAGGUCCCAGAUGGGCAUCAUGGAAUUUGGGAAUCUUCAUCUGUAUCCGAUGUGCAGGAAUCCACCGGAAUCUUGGUGUACACAUAUCCCGUGUCAAAUCUGUCAACCUGGACCAGUGGACUCAGGAGCAGAUUCAGUGUGUGCAGGAAAUGGGGAAUGCCAAGGCACGCCGUCUGUACGAGGCCUUUUUACCUGAGUGCUUCCAGCGUCCAGAGACAGACCAAUCUGCUGAGUUGUUCAUCCGGGACAAGUAUGAAAAGAAGAAGUACAUCGACAAAUGCAUUGAUAUUCAAGCUUUUAGAAAAGAGAAGAGUGAGGCAGUAACAAAAGAGGCGCCUGUUGUUUUUGAGAAGAUGAAACUGAAGAGGGAGGAGCCUCUUCAACAGUUCAGGAACACUCCAAAGAAACAGUCCCAAUCAGUAAAUGAUCUUUUAGGAUUAGAUGCUCCUCCAGUGCCUGUGGCAAAUGGAAAGGCCAGUCCAGAGCAGAGCCCUGCUUUGGAUCUGUUCAGUUCCUUGCCUGCUGCCAACUCAAGCUCGGCCAAGAGCACACCUGGCUCCGGAUCCAUUUCGAGUUCCAUGCCCAAAGGCCGGGUAGCAGCUUCAGUACCAGAAAACCUCAGCCUCUUCCUGGACCCACCUGCCAAAAGUGAGGAAAGCAGCAAGAAAAUGUCCAAAGACUCCAUCCUGUCCCUUUACAGCAGUGUUACACCUCAGACUAACAUGGCUGCUCAUGCUGGCAUGUACAUGGGAGCAACUCAGAUGAGCUAUGCCCCUGCUGCUGGAUACGGGCAAUACCAGCCUCUGCCUACCCAGCAAGGCAUGAUGGGAACCAUGAUGGCCCCGCAGAUGAACAUGAUGGGGCAGCCAGGCGUAAUGGCACAGCCAGCAGUGGCUGCCCCAAAUCCGUACAUGGCAGGAGUGCAGGGAGGCAUGAUGGGAGUUCAGAAUGGUGUGAUGGGGGGUGUGGGGACACUGCCUCAGCAGCCAUACACUGUGCAGCAAGCCCAGCAACUACAGUGGAACCUUGCACAGAUGACUCACCACAUGGCGGGCAUGAACUUCUACGGUGCCAACAGCAUGAUGGGAUACGGGCAGCCCAUGGGAGGGGCAUCGACUCCCAACACCAAUCAGAUGCUCGGCUCACAAGUAUGGAAGUGAGGGUGUUAGGAAGUUAAUUCUGAAGUUAGGAUGGGUGGGCUCGGGGGCACCGCAAUAACCUGUGUAAUAGAAUGGAGGGAAGUUUGCACACACUCUUCUUCAUCAAACAUUCAGAGACGCAUGUCCACGGUGAAGAGGGAAUGCUGUUUUAGACCAUUUAAGAGGAAGAGUCUCUACCUCCCCCAUUUUUUACAUGCAUUUUUCUUGAUUGAUGUCGGCCCAAACGUGAUGAGACCAGGUAUCUUGCCUCUCAGAUUCUGUUGCCUUUCCAACAUGGUAAUAGGGUCCUUGUUGCUUUCUAGCAGUUUCACCUUACCCACAGCAUCAGUUUCAGUUCCUCUGACUUGCAUUAUCUACUUUCAAUAUCUUUCAGUUGCAUGUGGGUGAAAAGAGGAAACUCAGAAGAUGGGUUGUGUAUGCCCUCUCAGUUAAGCGUUGAUGCUGAAUGUGUAUAUUUCUUUACGUCUGAGUCGCCAUUUAUAUGUCGCCUUUUUGGUGUAGCACUUUACGCAGUGGUACACGCUUGUAAUCACCCGUAAACAUUGCAUGCAGUUGUAACAGUUAAAAGGAGGAGGUGCGUAUGAUGAUUAUAUAGAGUUUCUACUUUAAAUAAUGUGUUGCUGUCCGAGUCUGAGCGUUCCUCUGUUGGCUGUUCUUGCUGUGGGUGUUUGAAGCCUAUAAUAUCAUGGAUCGGUACAGCUGUGGAGCUGUAGUGGGUCUGCAUUCUGCUUUAGAUCCUUCACAGGUGAGGGAUCUCAGAUCCCACCAUCACUGUUAGCUCAAAUGAGAGAAAUCUGUGUGUUAGCCAAAGAUUUACAGAUGUUUUUGCAAAAACUAGAAAAUUUGAUUUAGGGAUGCACCGAAAAU